This is a messenger RNA of Oncorhynchus kisutch (coho salmon), 1022 nucleotides long. Its product is annotated as BTB/POZ domain-containing protein 16-like. The coding region runs from base 417 to 1022 and encodes 201 amino acids. The transcript has 7 exons. The record is from RefSeq and is a predicted model, not a curated record. Lineage: Eukaryota; Metazoa; Chordata; Actinopteri; Salmoniformes; Salmonidae.
GAAAAUUGGAUACAGAACUUUGCGCCGUUCUGCAAUUUCCUUCGGAAACUGAUCAUUCAUGACAAUUUUGGCCCUAGCAAGUCUUUUACCCAGGCUUUUAACCAAUAUUUUAUCUUUAAAUUAAGCAAAUUUGGCAGCGAUUGGGCGUUCAUACCUUUGGCCUCUCUGUCCGAAGCAGUGUACACAGUGUACACGUUCAAGAUGGAUUUUGUCGACAACUUCGGCGUGGGAUCUGAAGCGCUGUAAGGAGGAACUCUCUAACUACAGAUUCAGGACUUUCUCCUUCUUUCUCCUGGAUACCUCUGUCUGCCUCCUCACAUGGCCGUCAAAGGACACAAGCAGGCCACACCAACCGCUGGCAGCUGCGCCACCCCCUUGGCAGUGAUCUGCUGGGGCAAGCACAAGCUGAGAGAACCAUGAGAGUGGCCCUCAACACAUCACUCAGGACCAUAAGGACAGCUGAAUCUCCACAGCCCUGCACUCACGAUGAGCCCCCCCUGCCACGGCUUACCCUCCCAGCGAGCACCAGCCUGCCCAGAAGCCCCAGACGCUGUGUUCCAGGUCAUCCCAGCAAGGCUACACCAGAGGACCUGUUCUACCUCCUGUCCCGCAGUGUUGUCCAUUACAACCAACCAGACGUGGUGCUGGAGUGCCUGGGAAGCCAGUGGGAGCUGCACUGCCCUAAUCUCACCAAGUCAGGCACCCUAAGCAACCUCUACAUGUCAACCAGACAGCAGAGGGCAAGGAGCCUUCAGGACAGAGCAGGAAGUGGUAAGAAUGGGAAAGACAAGGCAUACAGCCGACCUGGCAGCAGCAACUCCAGCAGAGACAAACAGAAUGGGAAAAAACCCGCAGGCCCCCUGGUCCUCCAACUCUCUGUGAAAGAAGCCACCGUCACCAAAGAGGCCCUCUCCUUUGCCCUCAGGACCCUCUAUAACCCAGAGGCAUGUCCUGAACACUGGGGAGAGGGGGUGCUCUCUACCGCCGCCCUGCUGGGUCUGCCACACCUUUUCCAGAGGUGA